AUGCAUAAUAAGAAAAAUAGAUUUAUAAAAAAGUACAAUGCUUAUAUGAUUAAUUAUAGUAUUACAUUAAAACCUGUACCGGGGAGUUUAGAUAUAGUUAGUUUAAAUGCACUAUUGGAGGAUGGGUUAGAAAAUAUGAUAUCAAAUAUUAAAAAAAUUACAAACUUCACUGAUUGUGAUAUCGUUAACUUGCACGCAGACAAUCCGAAGUUUUUUUCACCAAUAUCUACAGACAAUAUGGCGUCUAAUGUCUCAGGACGGAAAAUUUUAAAUAAAAUUUGUAGUAUAUUAACAUCGGAUCAAUCUGUGAAUAUUGACGAAACGGUAUUCAAUUUUCAAGUGGUUAUAAUGCCUAAAGGUGGCAAACCUAAACCAUCUUGGGAAUACUUGGAUCUUUUUACCAAAAACAAAAAUGUGUAA
Molecule: messenger RNA, 420 nt
Organism: Macrosiphum euphorbiae (potato aphid)
Lineage: Eukaryota; Metazoa; Arthropoda; Insecta; Hemiptera; Aphididae
Source: the annotation of a GenBank genome assembly